This is a messenger RNA of Ilex paraguariensis (yerba mate), 2676 nucleotides long. NCBI's taxonomy places the organism in Eukaryota, Viridiplantae, Streptophyta, Magnoliopsida, Aquifoliales, Aquifoliaceae. The record is from the annotation of a GenBank genome assembly.
ACGUAUCCGAGAGUGUCCGGAGCGUGUCGGUGUCCGACAUGGAUACAUCACCUUCUUGAGAGUGUUCGUGCUUCAUAACUUGCCCCACAAGAACCUUAGACUUGGCAAGCCCAGACGUUUGUGUUUAGCCUCAAGGGAUGACUCAUAAUUUUGUGAAGUGGGAUGUGUGCCACCUUAUAUACUCCUUGGGGUUGCAAUAAAUAUGCUCUAUAAGCAAGACAAAGGACGCAAUACUCAAUGGAUGCCAUAUAUAGAUUUUUGCUAAUACACUAUAGGACUAACUACUCGGCAUUGUGAUUCUCCCAAACCCACACUUUUGCUAACCAUCUCUCUCUCUCUCUCAAAACAUCCAAAAUUGAUUUCAUGUUAUUCUUUACACUGAUAAGGCGAACAAUGAUCAACCAAUUUAAUGCCUUCCCUAACCAAGUUAACUGGAUGUGUUGAAUUAGAUGGGUGGAUGAUGCUUAAGUAGCAUACAAAUCGAAGUCAAAUCAAAUAACUUUUUCUUUCCAUUUUUUUACUUGUUUUUUUUUUUUGGGGGGGGGGGGAGAGAGUAAUUUACCCAUUUCCUCCUCUCCUCUACUCGGAUAAUAUACGUUGAAAUUUGGAGGUGACAUAAGAUAGUACUUGGACAAACAACUUUGUAUUUAUUUCAUCACUAUUUUGGUGAUUGUCGCUUCCAUUCAUUUUAUAUUUUUUUUUUGGUAAGUACUCAUUGUACUUUUUAGUAUUGUUGGUUUAAUCAUAUUCCCUAUAUUGGAAAGUUGACACCGUUGUUGUACACUAUGCUGCAAUCACAUCUUUGAUUCAAUUGUGGCAUAUUACCUGAUAUGGUUCCUGAUAUCCACUAUUACAGCAAUGAUAAUAAUGUAAGAUUGCACUUACAUUUUGCAUCCUCCCUUCAUCAUUGCUGUUAAUGAUGAUAUUUAUCAGCGACAAAAAUAGUAGCCCCUCCAUUCCAAUCUUGAGUUUCAUGUUUUGGGAAAACAAUUUUUCAGGAAGGACAAUUAGUGCACGUGGCACUUGUCAUUUUGAUGAAGUGCCUUGUUAUUCACGUACUUUGUUUGAUAAUGUUUAAUUAUAAAAUACUGGAAACACAGUUUGGGAUGGACAAGAAAAAGGCAAGUAUGAGAGCCAUUUAGUAUAGCCAGACUUUUGUAUGCUAAUGGAAGAACCCAAUCUGAAAGCAUAAAUGUGAUUUACUGAUGUCUUCCUUUGAUUUACAUGGAUUAAUGUGUUGAUUUUUUCCAAAAGGUUAGAUAUUAUGAUAAUAAGAUUGAAAUUUAAAAUGUGAGUAGUAAAUGCACAGUUAUAAACACUGAACACAGGCUAUAUUACUUUUCUUAGUAUAUCGGAGAGCGUCAUUGUAGUUCUUAGCAGCAUUUCUCUAAGAAUGUUACCCUUCCCCUGUGGUCUUGGUUUCCAGUGGUGCCGAUUGAUUUGCACAUUUUAACAAAUACCAAACUUCAUACAUCUAAGACCGUAAGAGGUAGGUUAAGCGUCUCAAGUUGAUAAUUGCCUUCCCUAACCUGCUAUCUGAGGAAUGGAGAACAAUGUCACCCUUUCAGUGGCAGAAUUUCAUGUGGAAUCUUUGAGUUUGAAUCUUUCUGUUUAGGCAGUCUAGUCACUUGUUUUCCAAACACACAUGAUUGUUACAUUUAUAGUCUUCUAAUGUGGUUUUUAUGCUGUGGGUGAUUGUCUGGUUUAUUGUCUAUAGGUUAAUGUAAUAUGUAUCAGCCUAAGGGUGUUGAUAGUUCAAGUUUAGUUCGCAGCAACACAGUGGUCCGUAGUCAGCCAUUAGAUUGUGGUGCUAGUGCAAUGGACCCUCUUCAUGGAGGUAGCAGUCCCAACAACAAUCCUGGUUUGGCCUCUAAGCAACGUCUACGUUGGACACAUGAGCUUCAUGAGCGAUUUGUUGAUGCUGUAGCGCAACUGGGUGGGCCAGAUCGGGCUACUCCCAAAGGUGUCCUCAGAGUCAUGGGUGUACAAGGUCUAACAAUUUACCAUGUCAAAAGCCAUUUACAGAAAUAUCGACUUGCAAAGUACCUUCCAGACUCCUCAUCUGAUGGAAAAAAAACUGACAAGAAUGAAUCUGGGGAUAUGCUUUCCAGCUUGGAUGGUUCAUCUGGCAUGCAAAUUACUGAAGCACUCAAGCUGCAGAUGGAGGUGCAAAAGCGAUUGCAUGAGCAAUUGGAGGUGCAAAGACAGCUGCAGUUACGGAUAGAAGCCCAAGGCAAAUAUUUGAAGAAGAUAAUUGAAGAACAACAACGACUCAGUGGAGUUCUUUCUGAAGUGCCUGGUUCUGGAGUCUCUGCCCCGGUAACAGGUGAUGACUGCCUGGAGCCUGAAAAUAAGAAUGACCCUGCAACCCCUGCCCCAACUUCUGAAUCUCCACUCGUGGACAAACCUGCCAAAGAACGUGUCCCGGCCAAGAGCCUUUCUGUUGAUGAAUCAUUCUCCUCUCGCCACGAGCCACUAACACCAGAUUCUGGUUGCCAUGUGAGAUCACCAGUUGAGAGUCCAAAAGGUGAAAGAUCAGCAAAAAAGCAACGAGUUAGCUUGGAUGCAGCAUAUGCUAAACCAGAGAUGGUGCAUGCGCACCCGAUACUGGAGUCAAGCUUGAGCCCACCUCAUCUGCAGCCACAUUCAGUUUUUUCUGACCAGAGAAAAGUAUGA